UCAUACAAUACUUAUCAUCUCGCACGACUCUGAAACUUUUAGUAUACGUUGUUUUCAAAGGAUACAUAAUAAUUGCAUAUGUGACUAUGGAAUGGUCAUUUGUCUUUAUCCUUUAAGCCUCUCUUGCUCAACUUUCUUCAAUUAUUAUUAUCACAACGUGUGUCUAUUCUCUGCAUCCCAUGGUUUCAAGAAACGGUGCUGUUAUCGUCAUCAUGGGUGUCAGUGGUGCCGGAAAAACCACAAUUGGUCAAAAGCUGGAAAAAGAGAUUAACUAUAAGUAUCUUGAUGCUGAUGAUUUUCAUUCUCAAUCAAACAAAGAAAAAAUGAGUAUGGGAAUCCCACUUACAGAUGAAGACAGGAAGCCAUGGCUUGAAUCACUCAGAGAUGUCAUUGAAGAAUACUUGAUUAACAAAAAGGGUUUGGUUCUCGGUUGCUCUGCUUUGAAGAAACAGUAUAGAGAAAUACUUAGAUCAGGUGAUCCUGAUUAUAAAUCGGAGGGUUAUACAAGUGCGGUUAACUUCGUUUUAUUGGAUGUUCCUGCGGAAGUGCUGAUUGCUAGAGUGAAUAAGAGGGCUGCAGAAGGAAAACAUUAUAUGCCUGCGUCUCUUCUGCAAUCCCAGUUAGAUUUGCUGAAGAUUGAUGAGUCUGAGGGGAUCCUUAGAGUUGAUGCUACUUUAAGUCCUGAAUCCAUUGUUGACACCAUUAAAGAAAUGCACCCUUUUCAGAGCUGGUUUCAAUCAUGAUUAUGCUGAAUCUCAAUACAAAUUCUUGUAGAUUUAUUUUUUUACUCAAUUCUUGUGGAUUCUUUAACUUCACAAUUACAUAGAAUCACAGAGUAUUGUAACUAACUCUAUUUAUUUGUAUUGGUUAUUGAUGUUACAAA
This is a messenger RNA of Vicia villosa (hairy vetch), 883 nucleotides long. Its product is annotated as gluconokinase-like. The record is from RefSeq and is a predicted model, not a curated record. Gene Ontology annotation, molecular function: gluconokinase activity. Bases 180 to 743 code for a protein of 187 amino acids. Gene Ontology annotation, cellular component: cytoplasm. The transcript is spliced from 4 exons. Lineage: Eukaryota; Viridiplantae; Streptophyta; Magnoliopsida; Fabales; Fabaceae.